Molecule: messenger RNA, 2154 nt
Organism: Porites evermanni
Lineage: Eukaryota; Metazoa; Cnidaria; Anthozoa; Scleractinia; Poritidae
Source: the annotation of a GenBank genome assembly
AUGUUCUCACAGUGUACAAUCUCGGAGCAGAGUUUGUCGGCCGAGCAGGACUAUCAACACAUGUUUGCAAAUAAUUUGAAGAGAAAACUCGAAACCGACCAGAGAAAUGGCUUUACUACCUCGAUGGAUAACGAAUUGUGUACCCAAAGGCAGGACAAUUGUAUCACAAGCGAGGUAGGUUGCUUCGAUGCCAUUGAUUUGAGGCCGCUUUUGUCUUCUCAGAAAAUAUUUUCACAAGAAGUUGUUCCCCACCGCACGUACUUUGAUAGAGUUGAUUGAUCUUCACCUUCGACAUACAAUGUACGCUGUAAACUUCAGCACUAAAAAUAGGAAAUAAGUUAAAAGUUAAGCUAAUUUCAACCCCAAUACGUUGUAAAUAUUCAACUCUUUUGAUUUUUAUAUACAGAAAAGACCACGUUUGUCAGGACAUUUUACCAGUGAUCAAGUGGAAGCCGCACAACAGAUUUCCGGAAAUGUCGAGUUUAACUUAAAUUAUGACCAAACUAAAAACAGCUCUGUUGUUUAUCCCAGUGAAGCUCGAAAUGAAAACGUUAUGGGAACUGAUUCUUUGCUUCAAAGUAAUUUGGAAUGGAAAGCAUCAAGCGAACUCGAGGAAAUCUCAGGAAUGGAUGUUGAAUGUGGUCAAUGUCAAAUUGCAACUUGCCCGCCAAAUUUGAAUGUUGUGACAAACGCCAUGAGUAAUGAGAGCUUUAGCAGUGAUGAAAAUUCUCCAGCAAAAGGAUCACCUGCAAGAGAAUUUUUGCAAAGGUUAGUCUGCAAAGGCAUUAAUUUUCUUCUUUGUCAUUGAUGUGUAACAGGCCACAGAAAUACUCAUCCCCACCCUCCACCACAUUGAAAGAGACGUAAGCCUAUUUAUAGUAAAGAGAUAUCAUUUAGGGAAACAUUUUGUUGUUCAUCUUGUUAUGCAUCUCUAGUGUGAGGGCUUCCUUUUGUUCUUGACAUAUCACAAGGAUAGUUGGUCUAGUCUUGUAGUGUCCCUUAUGUCCGUCUUUCAACUCGAGACACAUAACCAGACACUGACUACAAAAUGUUUGCUCAAGUUCUUCCAGACAGAUCAUGGGACUUAAGUAUAAAAGUGGCCGUAUACACAUUAUCUGUUUGGACGGAUAAUGCACCCUCAAGUAUAAAAAUGGUCAUUCACCAUUGUAUAGCAAUGUAUACCCCUUCCCCUUAUAAACACGACUGUAUUUCGUGCUAACUUUUGCAGAUCUCCUUAUCGUAGGCUUGUGGCCAACACUAUGCCAUAAUAUUCUACACCUUAAAUUAACACCUAGUUACAGUGUAGCUCUUUUGGUACAGCUCAGAUUUUGCUGAGUGGCAUUGCCACUUCCACAAUGUUAUUGUAGUCACGUACCAGCAGCAAGUGCUUACUGCAAAUAAAGAUGUGAAAAGGAUAUGCAUUGCUGUCCUUCAAUCAAUAAAAUUUCAUUUCAUUCUUUAGUAAAAGGACAGAAAUUGUUUGUUUAUUACAAGUGGUUUCAUGAGUAUAAGAUCAUUCCAAACAUAAGAUGGAUAUUUGAUAACCUUGAGUCUGGAAAAAGAAAGUAUUGUUCUAGAAAAAAGUCUGGAAGAAGUCUUGUAUUUGGGAUCCAAAAAUCAGAGCUGUCGCUGCAGUUAGUAGGAGGGAAAUUGCACAGCUAGGAAGUUCUUUUGGUUCUAUUUUCCUUUUGUUUCCCAUAAGAGAAGCCAAGAGUAGUCACUCUCAUGUUAGCCGCGGAAAAUCCCCGGCCCUUGGCUUUUAGUUACAGCCCUGAAAAAUCUGUACAAACCACUAACCUUGCUUGAGCUGAGGGGCUAAGAGAGUGAAAACUGUUAAUAUGAUUAGUGCUUUGUGAUCCAAUGACAAAACCAUGAGGUGUCUAUUUUAUUACAGACACAGGCCUGAGUACCAGAUGCACUGUAUUCCAUCAUACUGCCAUCCAGGAGGGCUAUGGGAUGUCAUGUUAGAGGUUUAUCAUGGACUAUAGAUGAUUCUGGGUAGACACUGGCAUGAGUGACUUCUAAUGUGAAUAGAUUCAUGAAUAUACACCUGUAUAUUAGUUAUGGUCCAAGUUUGGUCUAUGGUCUUGUUCAGUAAUAAAAAUUAAUAAUAAUAUUUUGUAACGAAUUCGCAAUACAAUGAACAAUAUGCCC